AUGAGUAUCCACGUUGCGUCUCAGGACGAAGAUGAGUCUAGGAUUCUUCUCUUCCUCUAUUACAUUGCAUCAGAUCUUAUGUGUAUACCUGAGAUAAAUCUCUACGAUUUCUACAACAGUAUAGCGUCUGCAGUUAAUUAUGUCCGCUCUCCGAUACCAAUUACUGAUAAGACCUUCUUUUAUGCCCACGUUAAUUACCGAUAUAUUCAGGGUUGUUCCUUAAUGGAAUUUAGACGAGGACCGUUGCUUGUGGAGUUACUCGAAGAGUUGGAGGAAAAUUCAGUACAUACGGAAGGAUUCACAGUCUUGUUGGGACCUCCGCUUCCAAGUGAUUGUGGUUUAGUAAGUAAAUGGAUCAGUCUUGGGGAGCCAGAUCAGAUACAAGGCAAUCAGCUCUAUCAGAUAUCAUACUAUUGUCCACUUAACGGUUAUGCGUCUGCAUUUGUUGAGCAUUUAGUUGACACUCCGACUGAUUCUGUGGAACCCACUUUAUCAGCAGUUUCUAUGCUUGUACAAUUAAACAAAAUCCUUCAGUCGGUCCUUGUUUAUCUUAUACACAAGGGAUGGAGUGAAAUUGCCCUGUACUAUGAGGCGAAUAUAGCACAAACUGACGUUGCAACCAUCUUUGAGUCCAUUUCGCUACCACUCGAUAUCGCCAAACGUCAGAAGUGGGCUAUCAAUAUUGUCAGUAGCGGGGAGGUUCGCACUGGGCUGCCGUUCGCCAAUAUUCUAGCACCUUAUGACAGUAAAAUUGAUGCCGUCGUUCUUCUGAUGUCACCAUCACUAGGUAUGGAAGUUCUGAUCGGAGUUCAAAAUUUAUCUCGUAUUAAGGAGGGAAGAAUUGCACUGAUUCAUGCCAAUCCGAGUGAUAUGCUCACAUAUGAUGCUCUGAUUUUUUGGCGGAACUUUUUAAAGGAAUCACCUCCAACACUUUCUGCUGGUCAAUCUCUUAUUCUAUUGACAUCUUUACCAAUUGGAACUGAGUACGAUGCUAAAUCCAUCUUAUUUGAGCAGCUAACGCGAAACAUGUAA
Rodentolepis nana is the source of this 1032-nucleotide messenger RNA. Lineage: Eukaryota; Metazoa; Platyhelminthes; Cestoda; Cyclophyllidea; Hymenolepididae. The record is from the annotation of a GenBank genome assembly.